Molecule: messenger RNA, 1484 nt
Organism: Rhodotorula graminis WP1
Lineage: Eukaryota; Fungi; Basidiomycota; Microbotryomycetes; Sporidiobolales; Sporidiobolaceae
Exons: 6
Coding region: 1-1425 (474 amino acids)
Source: RefSeq, a predicted model, not a curated record
AUGCUCCAGCGCAGCCUUGCACGAGCUGCACGGGCGCAGCGCACGUUGCAGGCCGCCCCACGACGGUCCCUGUGGCGCUGCUCGACCCUCAUCUCUCCCUCGCCGGCAUCGCUCCUCGCCCACGUCGAGGCGCAGGACAAGGCCAGCACGCCAGGCCAAGUCCUCUACGCCCUGUCCAAGAACACGCCGCAAGAGCUCGUGCCGCACUUUGUCGCCGCGUUGCAGACGUCGUCCUCCUCGUCGUCGUCGUCGCCCUCGAUCGGCUGUCUCGCCGAGGUCCUCCCGCCCUCGACCGUCGCCCGCCUCGCACCCCGACACGACACCGUCGCCGAGCUCUACUCGCUCUCGAUCGCGCGCCACCACCCCUCGCACGACACGGAGCGCGCCAUCCCGUUCCGCUCGACCCUCACCGGCCGGCCCAACAUCGCGCUCGGGCGCGAGAUCCGGCCCGAGCUGCAGCACGACGCGCAGGACGACGCGGGCUUCGAGGCCUUCUUGCGCGGCGACAAGUGGGCGUUUGGGGAGCGGGCGAACGGGGCGAGGGAUGCGGCCGGCGAGGGGAUCGAGGAGCUGAGCGGCGUCGAGCCGUCGCAGGUCAAGGAGGUCGUCGCCCUCACUGCCGACCGCAUGCAGCCUUUCCUCGCCGCCCUUUCCUCCUAUUCUUCGGCAGCCAAGACCGGCCUCGUCGGCACGUCGACCCCGUUCCACUCGCCCAACGGCGCGCCGUUCUCGCUCUUCUACGGCACCGAGGUCGUCUCGAGCGGCGCGAUCGGCGUCGCGGUCGUCGGCUCGACUUCUGCGCCCGCCGUCAAGCUCGACUACGGCGGCCUGCAGGCUGUCGGCAAGCCGCACGAGGUGACGAGCUCGCAGGGCAACAUCGUCCUCUCGCUGUCGAACCAGAACGCGGCGCGCCUGCUCCUCGACGCCGUCAACGAGCUGUUCGGCACCUCGGCCGACAACCUGAGCGCCGUCCAGCGCAGCGAGGAGAAGGAGAAGGAGUUCUAUGCCGCCAUGUUUGACUCGCAGCCUGUUCACCCGCUCGACCUGAGCCAGGCGCGCCUCGUCGCCAAGAUUAUGGCCGGCAGCCCGUCUCGAGGCGCGCUGUCGGUCGAGACGGAGCAGGAGGUCGUCACCGGGUCCUACCUCGUCUUCGUCACCGCCCCGACCUCUCCAUCCUCCUCCUCCUCCUCUCCCGCCACCCUCUCCCCACCUCCCAGCUCCCUCACCUUCCUCUCGACCUCGCCCUCGGACACCGCGCCGCGCUUUGCCGCAUCCGACGCACCCACAGCAUCCCCGGGCGACGUCGUCGAGCUCGACGCGUUCCUCGCCGCGAGCGAGAACGGCGUCCUGUUUGCGCCGGGACAGACGGGCCAGGUCAGGGUGUGCGCGAUCGAAGGCGCGAGCGUCAGGGCGCUAGAGCAGUAGAGCGAGAGCUGGAACCGACGGGUUCGUGCGCGAGUUGAGCAGGUCUUUCUCUCGGCGAG